UUCGAGGCCUUAACUAGAUCCCGGAUUUACUGUAAGAUGGCGGCUACAACUACAGGAGUUCAACAACUUCUCGCUGCUGAGAAGAAGGCAGCUGAAACUGUAUCAGAAGCAAGAAGAAGAAAGGCAAAAAGACUGAAAGAAGCUAAAGAAGAGGCAGUGCGUGAAAUAGAUACAUACAGAAAGGAGAGAGAAACUCAAUUUCAACAGAGAAAGACGCAAUUGCUAGGAUCGAAGGACGACUUCAAGGCUAAGGUAGAAGGGGAAACUGAGGAGAAGCUGAGUGAGCUUGAGAAGCAAUAUAAUGACAACAAAGACCAAGUGAUUGUACGUAUGCUGGAGCUUGUGCGUGACAUCAAGCCAGAACUGCACAAAAACUUCAGGACGGGAAAGGAAGACUGAAAAAGGGUUGAAUGUACUUUUUUGAUUUCCUUGUACAAGUAGCAAUCUUGUUCAAGACUCGUGUAUUCACUGAGAGUAGAAGUCCAGAGAUUUGGUGUUGAUAUUUGUUAUUUAGUUAAUUAAUUAACUGUAUUGACAAGAGAAGCAUUGUUUUUGUGGGUGGCUUGUCUA
Corticium candelabrum is the source of this 570-nucleotide messenger RNA. Its product is annotated as V-type proton ATPase subunit G-like. Gene Ontology annotation, biological process: proton transmembrane transport. The coding region runs from base 37 to 399 and encodes 120 amino acids. The record is from RefSeq and is a predicted model, not a curated record. The transcript has 3 exons. Gene Ontology annotation, cellular component: vacuolar proton-transporting V-type ATPase complex. Lineage: Eukaryota; Metazoa; Porifera; Homoscleromorpha; Homosclerophorida; Plakinidae. Gene Ontology annotation, molecular function: proton-transporting ATPase activity, rotational mechanism.